AGGAAAAAAAAAAAAAAAAAAACAUCAUGAAGUUUUUAAUUGUUUUCUUAUCGACUCUUAUUGUUGGUAUUUCAUCGCAACUUGUUUUACCAAAAUACCCUGAUGUCGUACCACUGGCUAAAUUUGAUGUUCAAAAGAUAUUGGGACCAUGGCAUGUAUAUGCAGCAAUUCCAAAUGCAUAUGAACCUGCUCAAUCAUGUAAUAAUCUUUUAAUGAGUUUAAACUAUGAUGGUAGUAUCCAAUUUUCAGUUUCGUUUUUGAAUCGUUUAACCGGAGCUAAAAAUACAUGGGCACCAGUAGGAUAUCCAAUUCCCGGAGGACUUCCAUCACAAUUUAACAUCAAAAUGCCACCACUUGCAUAUCAAAGAGACACUGUUGGAUCUGUUUUGGAUACUGAUUAUAAUAGCUUUGCUCUAAUUGAAUUGAUUCAAAUUACAGAAAAAGGAAUCCUUCAAUAUGUAUGGUUGGUGACAAGAUCUCCAACACCAAAUGAAGCUUGUUUAAAUAGCGCAUUUGCUGCAUUAGCAAGAAACAAUAUCAAAGCAACUUCAUUGGAAAUUAUACCACAAAAACCCUGCCCAGCUUACUAAACUGAUUGAAACUAUACAGUGUGAGUCAAAAAAUUAAUGCCAUUUAUAUACUUGAAACGAACGAUGAAUAUUAUAGUUAAAUAAACUUAUAAUAUCAAUAACAAAUGAGAUUGUAAAAAAAAUAU
Messenger RNA from Aphidius gifuensis, 715 nucleotides. RefSeq lists its product as uncharacterized. Bases 27 to 590 code for a protein of 187 amino acids. Lineage: Eukaryota; Metazoa; Arthropoda; Insecta; Hymenoptera; Braconidae. The transcript has 4 exons. The record is from RefSeq and is a predicted model, not a curated record.